Trifolium pratense (red clover) is the source of this 630-nucleotide messenger RNA. RefSeq names its product aluminum-activated malate transporter 12-like. Gene Ontology annotation, biological process: malate transport. Bases 1 to 630 code for a protein of 209 amino acids. The transcript is spliced from 3 exons. Lineage: Eukaryota; Viridiplantae; Streptophyta; Magnoliopsida; Fabales; Fabaceae. Gene Ontology annotation, cellular component: plant-type vacuole membrane. The record is from RefSeq and is a predicted model, not a curated record.
AUGGAAAUUUUUUACGGAUUUGCAGCCACAUAUACGAGGUUUAUCCCUUAUAUAAAGAAGAAUCAUGAUUAUGGUGUGGUUAUAUUUGUCUUGACCUUCAAUUUGUUAACUGCUUCAAGUUAUGGGGUUGGUGAUGUCUUGAAGACUGCAUGUGACAGGUUCUACACCAUAGUCAUAGGUUGUGUUGUUACCCUCUUUAUGAGUCUUUUGGUGUUUCCAAAUUGGUCAGGGGAAGACCUUCAUCAUUCCAUAAUAUCCAGACUUGAAUGCCUAGCUAAAUCUAUAGAAGUUUGUGUCAAUGAAUAUUUUGAUGGAGAAAUACAAGUUUGUGAUGGUGAUAUAAAUAAAUCAUCUGAAGAUCAAAUAUACAAAGGUUAUGAGGCAGUUUUGGAUUCAAAAUCUACUGAUGAAAGAUUGGUGAGUGACACAGAAAAUUCAGAUUAUGAGUCUGUAGAACUAACUCCAAGAGUAAGAAUACCACUUGUUUGGGUCAAAGAUUAUACAUUGAAUCUUAAAAAUAGGGAGGGUGGAGAGUUGCAUAAUCUAGUUGUGUUCAAUAGUUAUUAUGAUCCAAACACUUAUGUGGAAGCUGCUAAGGAUGUGGUGAAAGAAAGUGGAUCAAGAGAUUGA